This is a messenger RNA of Trichophyton rubrum CBS 118892, 318 nucleotides long. RefSeq lists its product as uncharacterized. The transcript has a single exon. The record is from RefSeq and is a predicted model, not a curated record. The coding region runs from base 1 to 318 and encodes 105 amino acids. NCBI's taxonomy places the organism in Eukaryota, Fungi, Ascomycota, Eurotiomycetes, Onygenales, Arthrodermataceae.
AUGAUCAAUUACCCUGCCAGAUCUAUGACCCCUUUUCCUCUUGGUCUUGAUUACUUCAACACAUUCUCCUUGAGGCUUGAAUUACACUUGUCAAGAGCUCACCUUUUAGAAUUCUUUAGUUUAUGGGAUUGUUUUCUUCUUCUUUUAUUUCUCCCUGCUAUGUGUUUCUUGCUAUUAUUUAUUUGCCUUCAUUCACAUUUUUUUGCAAGGAACUCUCCGCCUAUGAGUGAUGGGCUGAGUGAUCGAUUAGAUGACUCUUUUUUCAUACCAAAAAAACAGGCCAGAGGAGUGUGGGUAUACAAUUUACCAGGUUCUUGA